Porites evermanni is the source of this 408-nucleotide messenger RNA. The record is from the annotation of a GenBank genome assembly. Lineage: Eukaryota; Metazoa; Cnidaria; Anthozoa; Scleractinia; Poritidae.
AUGGCUACGAGUAGGUUUACAAGUUUGAGCGAAGAAAAUAUUACCCAGUUACUUAAUGAUAAAGACAGUGAGAAUACCAAAAAGUUGACGAAACACCAUCGCUUAAUUUUUGAAUCGUACCUCAAGGAGAAAAACAUCAGAAAUCCUUCAACUGCAGUGGAGUUAGCGGCAGUUUUACGAAAAUUUUGCGCCGAGGCGAGAAAGAAAGAUGGACAGAUGUACUCAAAGAACUCCAUUUGUUCCAUGAGAUUUGCUUUGUGUAGAGACUUCAAACAGGAACUAAGUAUAGACAUUAUGAAAGAUACGGAAUUUAACGAAGCCAACCGAAUUUAUGAAGCACAGUGCGUAGAGCUGAAGAAGCAAGCUAGCGAAAACUGUACACAAACCAAAUUGCUGACGAGGACAUAA